UCCCCCCUCAUUCAUUGUCAGCUUCCUGGAGCCAUUUUUUUUCUCUCUCCAGCGAGCGGCGCAGCGUCAGUGGAGCUCGGAGGUAACUUUUUAAAUCCGAGCCAUCUGCGCGUUUAUGACACUAAUAUCACCUGAAACGUGGCCUUAUCGAUAGUUAAGAGUCUAAUCUUUCAUGCAAGGUCAAUAUUUAUGGUGUAAAAGCAGCGCGUUGGUGUUAAAAACGCGGUUUAAAGUGAGAUCGGAGAGCAAAAGAGAGACAGAAGCGAGACGCACACACACACAAGUGCCGCGUCGGAGACGAUGAGAAGAGCGAUCUCAUCCUCGGCCCCGGACAGUGUGAUCAUCACCGGGGUUGGUGGCUCUUCGCUGGACGAGAACGCGGUCCUGACGGCCCUGGGCUCCAACACACACACAACCACCUACAUCCACAUCAUCACCCCGCCGCCGUGCCUCACACACACUCCCGCCGUGUGUGUGUCCGAGUCUCCGGCUGCGAGCCUCUACAGCACACCGACAGGGAGCGGACAGAGACCUGCGCUCGGACGGCCUCCGGCGAAGAGGCGACUGGCUCUCGACGACUCGGACCAUCUGUACACAGCCGAAGUAGCCAAAACCCCCAAGACCCAAAAUGGAGGACCGCUGGCUGUACUAAAGGGCAACAAAACGACAAAAUCUCCAUCAGAGAAGACUCGCUACGACACGUCUCUGGGUCUCUUGACUAAGAAGUUUGUGCAGUUGUUGGGCCAGUCGUCGGAUGGCGUGGUGGAUCUGAACCAGGCGGCUGAGGCGCUCAACGUCCAGAAACGGCGUCUCUACGACAUCACCAACGUGCUGGAGGGCGUGCACCUCAUUAAGAAGAAAUCCAAAAACAACAUCCAGUGGAUGGGCUGUAACCUUUCAGAGGUUGGUGGAGUUCUGACCCAUAAACAGACGUUGAGCAGUGAAGUGGCUCAGCUUGUGCAGGAGGAACGUAGACUUGAUGAGUUGAUCCAAAGAUGCAUGCACGAAGUCAAGCAGAUGACGGAGUCGUCUCAAAGUCAGAAGCUUGCUUAUGUAACAUAUCAAGACCUCCGACAGAACACUAGUCUGAAGGAUCAGACAGUCAUUGUUGUCCGUGCUCCAUCCGAGACCAAGUUAGAGGUGCCCGAUCCACAAGAGGGCUUGCAAGUUCACCUCACGAGUACAAAAGGUCCUAUAGAUGUCUUCUUGUGUCCUGAUGAAAAUACCCCUGCCAGUCCGGUGAAGAAUGAAAGUUCGAGUUUGAUUGGAAACUCCUCUCCUUUUAUGAAAGUGUUAGAUGAUGGCGACUCCGAUCGUUCAGGCCCAGCAGUGACGGUCACCAACCUCUCACCCAUUACAUCCACUUACACCAGCCUGCUGCAACAAACUGAGGACCAGAACCCGUACUCGGAUCCGCCCUUCAUCAGCCUGGGCUCGCCACCGAUCAGUGACGACUACCUCAUGAGCCUAGGAGAAGGCGAGGGUAUUUCUGACCUCUUUGACGACCUUGAUCGCCUUCCCAAUCUGGAUGAUCUUCUGUGCAACUGAAGGGGAAACUUCUCCUGAUUGGAUUGACUCUGUCAGGUAACCACUAACAGGAGGGUGCAAACUUAUAGGAGUCCUUGAUUCAGGAGUCUGGGAAGCUUUUUAUCUUCCUGUGCAUCCUGAAUGAAGUGAUGCCUAAAGGUUCCUGUGAGACUGUGAUAAAGGAGCAUCCGGUGUUACUUAAGCGAGUGUUUUUCUUCAAGUCAUGCAAGUUGUUUGAAAAUUUGCCUGUAAGUGGCUCCUGUCCUGUGCAAAUCACAUUACAUCUAGGAUUCGCAUUGAGGACUUCAGCUUUAGCCAUGUAAUUAAUUCAGUGUGGAGUGCAGCCAUCUUUCUAGUGGAAGCUGGUCAUUUAUUGCUGCCUCAGAGACUCUUUCUUGAAUUAAAAGGAACGUCAAGGAUGAAAUGUAGAAGAAUGGUCACUGUACCUGCAGUGAUACCUGCAGCUUUCAAGUGCCCAUGAAUUGGAGGUUUGAGGGGUUCCAGUUUGUUUGACACCAUCACAUGCAACCUAUAGAGAUGCCACUUCAAACCAAGCCCUUCCAACUUGCAGAUGCCUUGAUUAUUUUUUUUUUUGUUGUUCCAUCAACCUCCUCUACAAAUUGCUUUGUUUUUUUCUGGAUGAUUCUUUCCUAUACUCAUUUCUCAUUCUGCGUAUGGCCGUGUGCAGAUUUAAGAACUUAUUACUGUUGACUUGUGCUUUCCACCCCACCAUAAGGUGAUCAUGAACCUCUUGCUAAAGACCCAGAUGAAUGGGUCCAGUGGAAAAAAAAAAAGCUCUGUGUAGAAUUACACAGCAAUGCUCACAUCAUGUGCUGCUGUUUUUAUUCCCAUAGUAAUGGGAGCCAAGCAGAGAUGGGAUUCAUAAGCUGCUCUUCAUUGCGUUCAGUGCUGCUGCUGCUGAUUUCUUCCACACUGUGUGAGAAAUUACUUCAUCGUUCGCAUCGAUGCUUUGAGACUGUAUUGAAGCAUAGAUUGUCCAGUUUAACUUUUUUUUUUUUUUUAGCCUGGAGCCAAAGGUCUCUUGAGACCAAAGGGCAAAUACAAACCAUGUUUUAUUUCAUGGAAUAUUGAACAGGAUCUCCAGCUAUAUUGAGAGGAACCUGCCUGUCCCAGCGGUGGGUUUUAUUUCAGUUUUGAAAGUGCACUUUAGAACUUGCUGGCUUGGAUGUAUGUUUACCAAGCUGUCAUCCUAUCAGAAAUCAUUUUUAGCCAUUUUAUGGAAAUAAAAUUUGCCGCUUUUGGGAAUUCCUCUUUUAAGGAACAGAUUGAAGCUCAAGUUAUCCAAUGAGAAUAUCAGCGUUUCAAAUUAAAUGCAUGUUUUUACACAAAGGCCUGGUGCCCUUGAUGUAGAUGUCAUUUGUUAUGUACAUGUGGUACUGUACAUUUACAUUUUUACAGAGUGCGUCACAUUUAGACCCCCAAACCACUAAUCGUCAGCCGAGACACAUUUCUUUAACUUUAGUUUUAGCGCCAUACCCAAUUUCACUGUUUUUACUUGAAAGUGAAAGUACUUUCAUACAAAGGUUUGCUUGUCCUAGAAAGAUAAAACGUCUAGGAGAACCAAGAAGCCAAGUCCAUCAAAAUGCACUCUCUCCAAAUACUUGAGUCAAACAUCCAGAUAUGCAAAGAAAAAGAUUUUGAUGUGAAUGCAAUUAACGAAAAAUUGUCUUUCUGGAAAAUUGUCUUUCCAAUUUAAAAAAAAAAAAAAAAAAAAAAGCUGUUGUGGUAGUAGUGCUAACAUGGAGACUGAAAAAAUUCAUUUGAUUUGUUCAGGAAGUGGGUAAACGACCAUGUUCUUUAUAUUUUGUGAAACAGGACAGAAAUAAGUGAGUGGAAAAAGUUCUCACCGGUAGAGUGUGUGUGUGUGUGUGGACUGAAACUUUGUGGUAUGGGGAAAUUACUGUAAUUUUGUUUUGGUGUAUGAUGGAGUCGUAUCUGUAAGUAAGUACUUGGUGAAACCUCCAGCAUUCUAUAGUUACACACUAUAUAUGUUGAUAUUGCAGAUCAAAUGUGUCUCUAGAUUUUGCUAGAAUAAUCCUCCAGAUAUCUAACUGCAUACCUAAAUAUAAUAAAAGAAUAUUUCGUUUACAUCUACAUUGCCCAAUCAGUCCAUGGGAAAUGAUGUUCUGUUAUUUGGUCAAAUUCUGGUUGGUUUUCCCCAAGCACUAGGUAAGUAAUACUACCUAUAUUCAAGCCUGUUAUUUUUUUCUGGUUCCACAAUCUCAAGGUUCUGUUUGUGAAACUAACUUUAAAAACCCUUCAUUAUUAUAACUGUUCAUUUUAAAAAAAGCUGCCACAAAUUCUUUUCAGAAACAGAGGAAAUAUGUUUAGUUUAGAGUUCGGUGUGGUUACUGAAAGUCGUUGCUGUAGUUGGUGCCUUCACCAGCUAUGCAGAUAUCCAGUUAACAAACCUUUAACUGCAAUUCUUCUACACUGUUAGUGAAGGAGAAAUAAAUCAGUUUGGGAAAUCAAAUGUGUGGAAUAAUAAAUCCCCAUGUCAUGUUAGAGUGGCUAACAAAAAAAAAAUAUCCAGGUCUUGGCGCAAAAGAACUUGUAGAUUUGUGGUCACGUAUGGACUGAAAUCGUUAAAACUACUGUAAGAGAUUUUACAGUAUUUACAUUUUUGCUGGAAAUGACUAAGGAAUUCCCCUGGGUGUAAGUGGGUGUGGGGUUAAAAAAAAAAGAGUCCACUCCAUACCUUUAUCCAUACAGAGCUCUGUGGAGUUUUUGGGGAAAAGAUGAAGUUGUUACUGUGACUGAGUAACAUAAUGAAACAGGGUCGUUAAGUUGUAGAGGCUUCUGUUCUGGAGUCAGGACUCUGUUUCCUCAGCUUUAUUACACCAUGGCUACACUUUAGGAAGAUCUUGUUCCCUUGCCUUAAGACUUAAACGUAUAUUUUUAUUAAGAAGAAACGUCACCACUGGGGCUCUGGAAUUACCUGCUUUUUCUGUGACGAAACACAUUCACCUGCUUUCUUCUGUCUGCCCAUUUUUUAUGGCUAAAUGACAUCCCCACAGUGGCCACUAGUGAAUUUCAUUGGUCUAUGCAACCCCCAGUACACACACACACACACACACACACACACACACACACACACACACACACACACACACACACACACACAAGUUCCAUCUUGAAGCCAAGGACAUAUGAUGAUGCUGUAGAGUUCGAGCAGCUUUCUCUCCCGGAUGAGAUGAUCACUCUUGUGUUUUUAGCCUGGAGUCUGGUCUUCACCUCAGCCGUUAACGGGAGUUUCUCCACUCCAGUCGGGAAUGGCCGAGCUCUUUCUCAAACCGCCACACUCAUUAACCGUAGGUGUGUUUGGUGUAGUGUGAAUUCCUGAAAGGAUUGAAGUUUCGAAAAUAAAGCAGUCUGAUCAGGAGACUCGGAUGGCCUUUAGGAAAAUCCUCAGGAUUUUAGAUAAUUUAGAGAUAAUGUUCUCCAUAAACAUCAUAAGAUUGUCCUGUGUUCAUGUCUGUGUAUUUCUUAUAUUCCUCUUUCACGUGUCUCUAUUGUGAUUGAUCCAUGAUGCUUUUCUUUAAAAAUAAAUCAUUGCGUUUGAUUUCUUCAUGAAACUCAGACUUUCAUGCUGCUUGAUUCAUUUUCUUUUAGAUGAUACUUUUCCUUUGUGUAAUGGUAUUUAAGAGUAAAUUGAGGUGGACGUUUUUUUUUGUUUUUUUUUUCAAAAUAAAUGUCUACAUUUCAUAAAAGCUUUUCAUACACUUUGUAUGAAAAGCGGUGGCCAAAUGCAUUUAAAAAAGGAAAUCUGUCAGAGCGCCAAAGCGUUGUUCUCCCCUCCUCUUUUUUCUCCCCCUUCAAAUGAAACUUCUGAAAUAAAGUUGAGAAUAAUAAAAGUAUGAAAUCCACUCUUGACGAACCUUUUUAGAUAUUUAUUUUAGCUCACUUAAUAUUUAAUGGAUCAUCACUCACUCCCGUUUCUCCAUAUCUGUCCCUUUUUUAUUUUUAUUUUAUUGACUAUUGAUAAUUUUCUUUAUGAAAAUGAAUGUGUGAAAAUAACUUUUUUUUUUAAAAUAAAAUAAAUCAAAUUUUUUUUUUGAAGCAUGAAAGUGUCUGUGUAAAAUUGUUUUAAAUUACAGCAUGUUUUGAUAAGCUUUCAACAUGUCAUCAGCUUUGAGGAAAAAAAUGUAGAUUGAUGUCAAAUAGGGACUCGUUUUUUAUUUUUUUUUUGGG
Tachysurus vachellii is the source of this 5739-nucleotide messenger RNA. Its product is annotated as transcription factor E2F3-like. The coding region runs from base 301 to 1548 and encodes 415 amino acids. The record is from RefSeq and is a predicted model, not a curated record. The transcript has 7 exons. Gene Ontology annotation, molecular function: DNA-binding transcription factor activity, RNA polymerase II-specific; RNA polymerase II cis-regulatory region sequence-specific DNA binding; protein dimerization activity. Gene Ontology annotation, cellular component: RNA polymerase II transcription regulator complex. NCBI's taxonomy places the organism in Eukaryota, Metazoa, Chordata, Actinopteri, Siluriformes, Bagridae. Gene Ontology annotation, biological process: regulation of transcription by RNA polymerase II.